Messenger RNA from Peniophora sp. CBMAI 1063, 735 nucleotides. The record is from the annotation of a GenBank genome assembly. NCBI's taxonomy places the organism in Eukaryota, Fungi, Basidiomycota, Agaricomycetes, Russulales, Peniophoraceae.
AUGUCCCUAUUCUGUCUGAGCUUCUCUCCCUCCGCACCAUCCAGUGUGCUUGACAUCAAGCCGGCAAAGGUCGCUCAACAACUCACGCUCCUAGAGUGGGAGAGGUUCUCCAAGAUUGAGCCCAACGAUAUUCCCCACAACGCGUACAACUUACACGCACGUGAACCUAAAGCGACGGCGUCCGAGAUCCAUGCAGUUCUCGACAUGUCAAAUAAGAUUAAAGACUGGGUGAUUAAAUCGGUCCUGGAAGAGAAGGAUGCAACCAAGCGCGCACGCCUUAUCGAACAUUUCAUAUCCAUACUAGAUGAGUGCCGCAAGCAGUCGAACAUAAGCUCUAUGUACCAUUUAUACACGGGCCUCUCUUCAUCGCCUAUCAAAAGGCUGACGCAGACGUGGGCCCUGGUCCGUCACCAGAAACAAUAUACGCUUUUUGCGUGCAUGGACUGGUUUAGACCGGUUUUGCAGUCUGAUAGAUAUGAAGAGGUGCACCGGGGUCUGAAAGCUCCAUGCGUGCCAUACCUCGGCUUCUAUCUGUCGAACAUUGGGUUGCGGCCCCAGAAGACACGAUGCUCGGACGACGAGAUCGUGCGAGAGAUCCGGGCCCUACAAGGCGGUUCUUACAAGUUCGACAACGACGAGCGAAUUCGAAACUUCAUAUGCGGGCGGAUGACGGCGCGGGUUCGCUAUAGUGAGGACGUGAAGAUCUACAUGGACAAGAGCUGUAAGCUCGAGUAG